This is a messenger RNA of Colletotrichum godetiae, 2065 nucleotides long. Its product is annotated as zinc carboxypeptidase. The record is from RefSeq and is a predicted model, not a curated record. Gene Ontology annotation, biological process: proteolysis. The transcript has 2 exons. The coding region runs from base 212 to 1843 and encodes 543 amino acids. Gene Ontology annotation, molecular function: metallocarboxypeptidase activity; zinc ion binding. NCBI's taxonomy places the organism in Eukaryota, Fungi, Ascomycota, Sordariomycetes, Glomerellales, Glomerellaceae.
CUUAUCGCUCGCUCACUCACUUGCAUUUUCCUGAAUUCCGCUCCAUCCUCCAGGACCCCGAGAGUGUGUCGCGACUCUAUCGCUACAACGCCCCCAUCAUCGCAAUUGACCCUCGGUCGCCUCGCCCACAUCCAUCCCUCCCUGACGCCGGGCAGCAUUGACGUCAGUAAUCUUCCACAACCGCUCAUCACAACAAACUUUGUUUGUCGCCAUGCGGCCUCACGUCGUUUUGUCUUCGCUGGCCAGCGUCGCCGUCCUGGUUCCCGCCGCCUCCGCUGCACGUUUCGAUGCAUACCCCGAAUACCGCCACGACGCCUCCACCACCGCCGUGCGAGCCAAGUCUGACCUCUUUCCUUUCCUGAAGAGGCUUCGGAAUGGCGUCGUUGAAUUCGUCUUUGGCCCCCAUCCUGCCAAAGCUAGUCACCUAACAUCCCACGUCCGAACAAGCCUGCGAGAUGAUCACAUCAAUGAGGUCGUCUUGCGCUUCAACCUGACCACCGCCGAAGAAGAGACUGCCUUUGCUGCCGCCGCCGCCCGGACCUUCCUCGACAUUUGGGCCUUCAACCAUGAAUUUGUCGAUGUUCGGAUUCGUCAGGACAAUGUUCGAUCCCUGCUCGGGCUUCUGCCCGACUCGCUGAAAUCAGCUUACUCGACAUUGAUUUCAGAUGUAGCAGCUGCUGUCUACGAUACUUAUCCGGCUGUCGAUGUCCCGGCCCAGACCUACCGCAUCCCAGAUGGUCGCGCAAACCUCAAGAACGCGCAAAACGGGAACGAGAACUACUUUUUCCAAGAUUAUCAGAGACUGGACACUAUCGUCCAAUGGAUGCGAUUGGCCGAAGCCAUGUUCCCGGCUAUCACCGAAGUUAUAACCAUUGGGCAAUCCUCUGAACAACGAGAUAUUCUUGGUCUCAAGGUUGGCAUGAAGACAAGGGCGCCAGGGAGCGAAAAGCGAAAGACCGUCGUUGUUGCGGGAGGAAUGCAUGCAAGAGAGUGGAUUUCCACGACAACUACCAACUACGUCGCGUGGUCCUUCAUUACGGCCUUCGGCAGAGAGCCCAUGAUCACCAAGCUGCUGGAGCAUUUCGAUUUCGUCUUCAUCCCGGCAGUCAACCCCGACGGCAUCGAGUAUACCUGGACUACAGACCGACUGUGGCGCAAGUCCCGGCAGGAGACUGGUAUGUCUUGGUGCCACGGCUUCGACCUCGACCACGCCUUUGGCUAUGAAUGGGGUGACUACUCCGAAAAUGAUCCUUGCUCUGAGAGCUAUGGCGGUAAACAACCAUGGCAGGCGGCUGAAGCUAGAGCUGUAGCGAUCUGGGCGAGGAAUGCUUCGUUGGAGGAUACCGAGUUUAUUGGUCUCAUUGACCUGCACUCCUAUUCCCAACAGGUGCUAUUCCCCUUUGCAUACUCCUGCGAUGUGGACCCGCCCAAUGUCGAGAACCUCGAAGAGCUCGCAGCUGGGCUUGCCAAGGCCAUCCGUCUGUCUAACGGAGAGCUGUACUCGGUUACCUCGGCCUGUGAAGGAGCCGUCGCAGGACGAGGCUCUGCACCAGGCGCCAAGCGUCUCGAGACAGGCGGUGGAUCUGCCAUUGACUGGUUCUACCACGAACUGCACGCGCAUUACAGCUACCAGAUCAAGUUGAGGGAUACCGGCAGCUACGGCUUUCUUCUUCCCCGGGAAAACAUCAUCCCGGUUGGCGAGGAAAUAUUUAGCGCGAUGAAGUACUUUGGAGACUAUCUCCUUGGUAACAACGGAAUCGAAAAGUCCGUGGGAGCCUCACCACAAACAUCCGAUGAACCGGAUCGCAGUUUGGAGCUUCGACGACUUAGAAAGCGCAAAUAGUUAGGCAGCCCAAAGGAUGAACUUUGAGUCUUGAUCUUCCGGCUUCGUUUGUUUCGCCUUGGGAAGAACAAGCAGAACAACAAGUGGAGACUAAGGGAGAUUAGUGGCUGGGCACAGCAACCCAGGUGUACGACACGGAGUUAUGGCGAUGGUAGGAAUUUGUUUAGGUAUAAUAGUCACGGUUGUACGCAGCGGUUAGCAAGCAAUGGGUCGGUUCACUGG